AUGGGCCAGGAGCAUACAGCACAUAUUGAAGACAAACUCCCUUGGGACUAUCGUGAAGAGACGGUUAUGUUCUGGAACUCAAGGGGUACAAGAGCCAAAAGCUUCCCUUCUCUGGUUAGAGAAAUCAAAAGACACUACCAAAUAGAUUUUCUGGCCAUCCUUGAGACUAGGUGUGACAAGCGUGAGGUGAAAAAUAGAACAAAAAAGCUGGGUUUCCAUGCCUAUGAGAUCAUUGACGUCGAAGGGUAUAGCGGAGGUAUAUGGUGCCUUUGGGAGAGAUCAGUGCAGCAUGUAACCAUCUUAGAGAAAAACCCCCAGUUUAUGCAUGUGAGAGUUGGGAAUAGUCAAGGGCUUAGCUGGGAAAUGACGAUUAUUUAUGCCCACCCAAAUGCCAUGGUGAGACAGCAACUGUGGGGUGAGUUGUCUCGGUUAAGUCGUAAUAUGUUAGGGGCUUGGAUCCUUAGGGGUGACUUUAAUGCAACCUUGUUGGCUGCGGAUAGACGUUCUGUUGCUAAGCACAAAUUAUCAAGUGAUAAAGACUUCAUCACUUGGUUUGAUCAGAGUCAUCUUCAUGAUUUGGGAUAUCGGUGCCCCGAGUUUACAUGA
Neltuma alba is the source of this 606-nucleotide messenger RNA. RefSeq lists its product as uncharacterized. Gene Ontology annotation, molecular function: catalytic activity. NCBI's taxonomy places the organism in Eukaryota, Viridiplantae, Streptophyta, Magnoliopsida, Fabales, Fabaceae. The record is from RefSeq and is a predicted model, not a curated record. The coding region runs from base 1 to 606 and encodes 201 amino acids. The transcript is spliced from 2 exons.